AGGAGCCUUGACAUGGUGGCAGCAGUGGGAUUAUUUUGAGAACCCAGGAUUUUAAAAGGACACUGGCUUUCUUUUGAGUUGCAAGCUUUAACAGUUUUUUCCCUCGUUUUUGUUUUGUUUUGUUUUCUGUGCUGCCUUGGGAAGAGGCAGACAGAAGGUUAACCAUAAGCCAGACACAGACCAUCCAAUCCAACCAGUUUGUUUUGUUCUAGCUUUUGGGACAACUGGAUAGCUAGAAUAGAAUAGGGAAGGGAAGGGAAGGGAAGGGAAGGGAAGGGAAGGGAAGGGAAGGGAAGGAGCCGAGUACAUGCUUUUGCGAUCAGGCAAAGUAGCCCUAGAGAAACCAGCCCUUCCCAAGCAACACCCUGAGGUAGAAACUGCCUCUGAGCAAGGCAAGAUGUCCAGCUCUGGGGAGGGGAAACAGGAGCAUGUCCCUGUGAGUCCAGGGGGAAGUAAGCUUGAGGGGGCAGGAGGGAUUAUGCUUUAAAGGCAGGCAGUCCUCUGAGAAAGAGAUGGAGUUUCUCUUCCACAUGGAGCGUGCACAACGAGAGGCCGAGGCUGAAGACAAGCAGGCACAACGAGAGGCCGAGGCUGAAGACAAGCAGGCACAACGAGAGGCCGAGGCUGAAGACAAGCAGGCACAACGAGAGGCCGAGGCUGAAGACAAGCAGGCACAACGAGAGGCCGAGGCUGAAGACAAGCAGGCACAACGAGAGGCCGAGGCUGAAGACAAGCAGGCACAACGAGAGGCCGAGGCUGAAGACAAGCAGGCACAACGAGAGGCCGAGGCUGAAGACAAGCAGGCACAACGAGAGGCCGAGGCUGAAGACAAGCAGGCACAACGAGAGGCCGAGGCUGAAGACAAGCAGGCACAACGAGAGGCCGAGGCUGAAGACAAGCGUGCACAACGAGAGUCCGAGGCUGAAGACAAGCGUGCACAACGAGAGGCCGAGGCUGAAGACAAGCACGCACAACGAGAGGCCGAGCCUAAAGACAAGCGUGCACAACGAGAGGCCGAGGCUGAAGACAAGCACGCACAACGAGAGGCCGAGGCUGAAGACAAGCACGCACAACGAGAGGCCGAGGCUGAAGACAAGCACGCACAACGAGAGGCCGAGGCUGAAGACAAGCACGCACAACGAGAGGCCGAGGCUGAAGACAAGCACGCACAACGAGAGGCCGAGGCUGAAGACAAGCACGCACAACGAGAGGCCGAGGCUGAAGACAAGCACGCACAACGAGAGGCCGAGGCUGAAGACAAGCACGCACAACGAGAGGCCGAGGCUGAAGACAAGCACGCACAACGAGAGGCCGAGGCUGAAGACAAGCACGCACAACGAGAGGCCGAGGCUGAAGACAAGCACGCACAACGAGAGGCCGAGGCUGAAGACAAGCACGCACAACGAGAGGCCGAGGCUGAAGACAAGCACGCACAACGAGAGGCCGAGGCUGAAGACAAGCACGCACAACGAGAGGCCGAGGCUGAAGACAAGCACGCACAACGAGAGGCCGAGGCUGAAGACAAGCACGCACAACGAGAGGCCGAGGCUGAAGACAAGCACGCACAACGAGAGGCCGAGGCUGAAGACAAGCACGCACAACGAGAGGCCGAGGCUGAAGACAAGCACGCACAACGAGAGGCCGAGGCUGAAGACAAGCACGCACAACGAGAGGCCGAGGCUGAAGACAAGCACGCACAACGAGAGGCCGAGGCUGAAGACAAGCACGCACAACGAGAGGCCGAGGCUGAAGACAAGCACGCACAACGAGAGGCCGAGGCUGAAGACAAGCACGCACAACGAGAGGCCGAGGCUGAAGACAAGCACGCACAACGAGAGGCCGAGGCUGAAGACAAGCACGCACAACGAGAGGCCGAGGCUGAAGACAAGCACGCACAACGAGAGGCCGAGGCUGAAGACAAGCACGCACAACGAGAGGCCGAGGACAAGCAUUCACAACGAGAGGUGAAGCUGCCAGAGAUAGUGGCAGAGACGAGGCGAGCAGAACUAGAGGUCCAAGUUGCACUGGAGAAAGCUAAGCGACUGGACGCUUAAGGUACCCCACCCAACAACCCUGCCCCCAUCACUAUUCAACCCCCCAGGAGGCUCCCCAUGUACCAAUUAGGGGAUAAUGUCGAGGACUUCUUUGUCUACUGUGAGAGGGCCUGCAGGGGUACAACAUUCCUCCUAGUCAGUACAUGAUGGGAGUUAAGAUCACAAGUCACUGGUCCCUUACUGGGGGUGGCAGCUGACCUGCCAGGGAACUCGGUAAACGAUUAUGAAUUGUUUCAGCAAGAGGCCAGACUCAGGAUGGGGCUCACUCUCGAACAGGCCUGGUGUCGCUUCAGGGCCUCCAAAUGGACCCCAACCACACCAUUCCCCGAACAUGCCAGUCGUGUACUCAAAAGCUGGGAAACAUGGCUCUCUGGAGAGAAGGCCCACACCUGAGAAGAAAUCUCUCUCCUGAUGCAGAUGGAACAGUUCCCCGAGGGUGUUCCGGGAGAGAUCAGAGGGUACAUCCAGGACGGAAAACCAAAAAACAUAAGAGAGGCAGGAGUGCUCGGGGCCUGAUGAAUGGAGCUAGGAGGAAAAGCAGCCCGGAGAGCAGUCUGAGGGGGACCUCCUACAACCGGGGAUCCUCCUGGCCCCCACCUCGCAGAGAAGGGCCCUAUACACCUCCAGGGAGACCCCAGACUUUCCCUCGUCCCUCCACUCCAUCCACCGGGAACCCUCCCCGCUCCAGUGAUACACCCGUGAUACGAUGCUUUAAAUGGAAUGAAAUGGGGCAUGUCAAGGCCGACUGUCCCAAGAGCACCAACAGGCUGCAGCUCAUCACCCUGGGGUCAGCACAAGAAGCCUCAGGCCCAGAGGCCUCACACAUCCCCCCCAGAGUGGAGGGAGACUGAGUGUGUGGGGGACGGGAGGUUGUUGCAUGGAGGGACACCGGAGCACAGGUGUCAGUGAACCACCAAUCUCUAGUGGACCCCAAAGCCAUUGACCCGGAGACUCUAGUCACCGUUCACCCCUUCAAGGCCGACCCCUUCGACCUGCCUACUGCCACGUUACCAGUUCAGUACAAGUGCUGG
Pelodiscus sinensis (Chinese soft-shelled turtle) is the source of this 3085-nucleotide messenger RNA. The record is from RefSeq and is a predicted model, not a curated record. NCBI's taxonomy places the organism in Eukaryota, Metazoa, Chordata, Testudines, Trionychidae.